Molecule: messenger RNA, 1153 nt
Organism: Chrysemys picta bellii (western painted turtle)
Lineage: Eukaryota; Metazoa; Chordata; Testudines; Emydidae
Source: RefSeq, a predicted model, not a curated record
GCAGAGCGCGGCUGCCCGCUGCCCCCACGCCCCGGGCAGCUGCCCACCUGAGCGCGCGCCUCCCCUCCGGCUCAGCCGCGCCGGGACGCGGUUGCGCAGCAGCAGCCGGCGGGGCAGCAGCGCGGGGGGCUUUGCACUCGCCGCCGCAGCGCCGGCGACGGCAGCAGGGCGGGCUCUCGCCCGGGCCAGCGCCUGCCGGCUGGGGAUGCUCGCCCCCUAGGCGGCGGCGGGGGAUGCCGCGAAGCGUGUGACGCUGGGCGGAGGGUCUGGCUGUCGCAGCGCCGGGGCGGGCAGUGCACCGCGCGGGGCUCUCUCGGGGAGGAUGCCCGGAGCGGCGGCGGGGGCGGCGGCGGCAGCCUCGGCAGCGGCGGGGAUGCUGCCGGCUCAGGAGGCGGCCAAGCUCUACCACACCAACUACGUGCGGAACUCGCGGGCCAUCGGGGUGCUCUGGGCCAUCUUCACCAUCUGCUUUGCCAUCGUCAACGUGGUGUGCUUCAUCCAGCCCUACUGGAUCGGCGACGGCGUGGACACCCCUCAGGCGGGCUACUUCGGGCUCUUCCACUACUGCAUCGGCAACGGCUUCUCCCGGGAACUCACCUGCCGGGGCAGCUUCACGGACUUCUCCAGCCUGCCCGCGGGAGCCUUCAAAGCCGCCUCCUUCUUCAUCGGGCUCUCCAUGACGCUCAUCAUCGCCUGCAUCGUCUGCUUCACCCUCUUCUUCUUCUGUAACACGGCCACCGUCUACAAGAUCUGCGCCUGGAUGCAGCUGACCUCGGCUGCCUGUCUCGUCCUGGGCUGUAUGAUUUUUCCUGAUGGCUGGGAUUCAGAUGAGGUAAAACGGAUGUGUGGUGAAAAGACAGACAAGUACACACUUGGGGCUUGUUCAGUCCGCUGGGCAUAUAUCCUGGCUAUUAUUGGAAUCUUGGAUGCCCUGAUCCUCUCGUUUCUGGCAUUUGUGCUUGGCAACAGACAAGACAGCUUGCUAGCAGAGGAACUCAAGUUGGAAAACAAAGGUAGGAUUGCCUAUAGGAACGAUACUACUCUGUGCUGCCUCAAGGGCAAAUACUUAAAAAAACAAUUCUCUCUCUUUUUAGCAGAAUAUAGCACACUUUCUUAUGUUGUAAUUUGCUGGGUGAUUUUAAUAAUUUUUUAG